Molecule: messenger RNA, 7281 nt
Organism: Naegleria fowleri
Lineage: Eukaryota; Heterolobosea; Eutetramitea; Acrasida; Naegleriidae
Exons: 1
Coding region: 1-7281 (2426 amino acids)
Source: RefSeq, a predicted model, not a curated record
AUGACUAACGACUCAGCUCAUCAACAUCAUACUGGGGAAACAUCUUCGGAACAACAAACCGCCACAACAACCACUAAGCCCAUUCAUCAAGAGGAACACUCCACCAUAGAAACUGUCUCCCAAAUCGAUGUUAAUCCUUCACAAGAGGAGUAUUUUGAUGAAGAGGAAACAAAUGAACCUGUUCUUGAGAGUUUACCAAAUACAUUGGAGUUGACUCCAGUUUUGUUAGAUAAUGCUUCUUUCAGAGAUACCAUGAAGCAUACAGUCAAAGAUCCUGUUGAAAUGAAACAAGCACAUCCUUCGACCUUAGAGGGCUUUACGAAAUUUCACGACACCAAAGCUGAGGAACAAGCUGCCAAAGAAAAAAAUCAUUACCAAGAAGAAAACAAUGCUUCCCAAUCUCAAAAUGAACAUCACGAUAACUCAGAGAUUCAUGUCUCUCAUCAUCAACAACACCACGAGGAGGUACAACAUCAUCAUCACUCAAAAGAAUCAGUCGCACAAGCACAUGGAGAAAAAGCACAUUUCUCAAACCAUGACCACCAACAUGAAGAAUUGAAAUCCGAUAAAGGAUCGGAGAGCUUUCAAAACCACCCAUCUACAAACAAUGACCAAGGUACCACCUCAUCACCAAGCAUGCUUGGAGAGGAAGCUGUACUGUCUCAUUCAGAGAAGGAACAAAACACCCCUGGUGGCUUACCCAGUCAUGAAAUCGAGGCAAACGGUAAUGACAAUUCCAUUCAUCAUCCUCAUUCGAAAUCAGAAAUUAUUCACCAACCUGAGAGUGGUGAUAUGGAUAAUCACGACGAGAAAAUUCCGAUUAAUGUUUCACACCAUGAUGCUGCACCUGUGAGCGACCAAAAUUUGGAAAGCCCACAAAUUCAUCAGCGUCUCGACGAGAUCAACAACAAAGAGGCACACGUUGCUCAUGAAAUUCAUGCAAGUAAGGAGUCAGUUCAUAACGAAGAGGCUCAAGAAACAAUACCAGAAGAGAACAACCAUUUCAGGAAUCAAGACGCUCACGUUCAACAUGUCGAAAAAUCUCCCAGAACUGUACACAAUGACAGCCAAGUCCAAACUGUGACACUGGAGGAAAAUUCUCAUCGAGAGCAUUCAACACCAAGAGAAGAAAUUUCUCAUUCACACUCUGUGUCAACCCAGGAGGAACACGAGAAAAGAAAUUCUGAUGCCACCCAUCAUGAUCCAACUCACGAAACAACAGGAGAAGAACCAUACAUGCAUCACAACACUAGCAUUAAUAAUGAUGAAGCUGCAGAAAAUAGCUCUAAGGAUUUGCAGGAUAAAGUCCCCUUAGAACAACACGAAAAAGAGCACGAGGAACAUGUGUCCAAAGAUGAAUUACUUGAAACAUCCCUUAUUCAUGAGACGCCUAGCUCUUCACAUAUCUCCGAGGAAAUGGAAGUAACCACAAGCGUUGAUGAAACAUCCAUUCAACACAACUUGGAAAACGAAGAUAAGGCGCUUAUUUCUACCGAGAGGUAUGAUAAAUUGAAAGAAACAAAUGACGACAUUGCUCAAUCCGGAGAGCUGAAAGAGGAGGAGAAAUUGGGUGUUGAAGAGACACCAGUUCAAGCCACUCAAGAGCAAAUGGAAGAAGCAACUCAGCAACAGGAAGAUGAUCAUGUAUCUGACUCCCAUUUGGUUGAGCAUAACUCAAUUGAUCAUGCACGACAACUUGUUGAGGAACCGCAAGAGGAGCGAACACACCAUGAAAACCUGGAAACAACAGAGGAGUAUGAAAUGCAUACACCCACUGAAAACAACUUUGAUGAACCUCGAGCUGAUACUACUGCCAAUAGUACGGAGAUAGAGCCAGCUAAUGCACAUCAUCACCAUGCUCCUCAACAUGACACAGAAGAGGAGGCUAAGCAUCAUCAUUCUACCAAAGAUCACAUUAACGAAGAAACACAAGCAAUUUCAAAGGGUGAAAACUCCUUCUUGGAUGAACAAAAAGAAGAAACCAUGGGACAUGUGAACCCACCUCAUGAAGAUGAAAAGCGUUCUCACCAUCACCAUGUUCAAGAAGAGAAUGACAUUGCUCCUUCUCAAGAUCUUGCUCUUGAGGAACCUCAAACAGAAGUUCAUGCUUCUCAUAUGAUUGAUGAGUCAUCUAAUUCAAUUGCUUCACCUCAUGAAGUUUCACAGCAAGCACACUCACUUCAAGAUGUUCCUCCUGUGAAUGAGGCAAAGGAAAACGAAAAAUCUGAACACUCUGCACAACACCAUGCUGCCCAGAGUCAAUUCGAGGAGACGACACGAAUUGCUGAGACAGCGGAAGAGUACAUGGAGCCUCAACAAGAUCACAAAAAAGAGACACCUUAUCUCCACCACCACCACAACGAACAUGUCGACCCAGAGAUGAAUCUUCAUGAUAUUGAACAACAUCCCGUGCCAUCAUCAGAGAAGGAAGUUGAUGCUUUUCAAAGUGAAGUAUUGCCAACAGGAGACCCAGAAGCCUUAGAAGAAAAAAUGCCAAGUUCUGAACACGUGAUGGUAAUUGAGCAGGAGCAACAUCAUCAAUCAUCAGCCUCAGAUUCGCAUACUAGUACGGGACACGAGGAAGCACACUCUCAUCUUCACAGUGAGGAUACUAUACAGCAUGUUGAAGAACAUCAUCAUCCUCACCACGAACAUUCGCACAUUCAUCACGAGGCCAAACAUCAUCAUGACCCUCAUUUGCAAGAGAUUGAUACGAGUGAGGCACAUACAACAACCGGAACUGGAGAUGAACUCUCAACAAAUACGAAACACCAAGACCACCACACUCACAUUAAGGAAGACUGCACUGUUCAUGAGCACAUCGUCCAUAAUGAGGACGACCACACUCACAAUCACCACCACAAUCAUCAUCAUGUAGAAGAACACGGUUCAGCACCACUGGAUCAACACGAUGCUUCUCAUGCCGAGAGCCAUCACCAUGCACAAGAUUCAGAAGAAGCUCUUCUUAGCCAUCAUGCUGAGCAUGGGUCUUCUCUCGAGCAUGAGCAUCACCGCGAGCAUGAAGAAAGUGGUCCUAUCGAACAGCAUUCAACUACAAACAUAAACGACCAUAGCACAAAUAGCUCAGAACUUCCAGAAACAUCCACUUCAACAGAGCUAGAAAGAGACCUUAACAAACUGCACGAGUCUCAACACAAUGCAGAACAUCAGCAUCAUCACCACCACCAUGACCACAGUGAAGAACUUCACCAACAUAACCAUGAAACUCAUCAAGAAGUGCAACACCAAAUCCAAGAUCAACACCAUCACGAAGAGCCUAAAGAUCAUCAUCAUGAACAACAUGAGCAAAGUUCAGAAGCUCAUGUCGCCAGUCAUGAGCAUUCUCAUGAAGAACACGGCCAAUCUCACCCUUGCGAUGAGAAAGAUCAUCAUCAUGAACAUCAAGAGCAUUCAAGUAAGGCUGUUGCUCAUGAUGAAACGGUUGUCCACGAAGCAGCACACCAUCAUCAUGCAUCUGAAGCCCAUGAACAUCAUCAGGGCGAACAUCACGACCACUCUUUGCCUUCUGAUAAUCAUCAUGAACAUACUCAUACCGUCUGUGAACAUGAAAAUAACACACUUCAUCAACAUUCUGAGAAUGUUGAUGCUGAUCACACUUCUGAGGCUAAUGUCCAUCAUCAUGAAGAAAGCAUCAAUACAAGUAUUUCAGAGAAUGCAAGCGAGUCUCAUCAUGAGAGAAGUGUAGAACAAAGCAAGGAAACAAUGGAAGAGUUAUUGCACACUGAAAAUACUGAAACGGCAGUGGAAAAGCAUGACUUACAUUCAGAUCACCAUCACGAGCACGAUCACACUCACCAACAUCAUGAAGAGCCAGUGGAAACAAGUGAUGAAACCACACCUCUCGAGUUAGGUUCAAUAUCACAACAAAUAGAGGCCUCCCAAGAAUUGUCAAUGAAUGAGGAAAGCACAAUUGUUGACGAGGAAAAUAUUAAACCUCAAAUUGACGACAAGCAAGAUCAGCUCACGAAGGAAAUAAUUCCUGUUCAAUCUGCUGAACCUGGAAAUGAUGAUACAAACAGCCAAGAGACUAUUGAGCGACAUAUCCAUGACAAGGAGAAUUGCAAUUCGACCACUCAUGAGGAGCCUCACCAUCAUCAUCAUCACCACCAUCACCACCAUGACUCACCAAAAGAUGAGAGUGAGGAGCAUAACGAGAACGCUGUUACUUCACCAGAGUCUUCAGAAACAUCUCAUGCAGUUGAUGAAGAGAAGGAACAUCAAGAUACGGCGGAAAAGUCUCACCACAGUGAACCACAUCUUUCAGCAAGCCAAGAGCACACAACUAGUUGUUUACACGAAGACCAUUACCAAGAAGACCAACAUCCAGCUGAAGAACAACAACAUACAGCUGAUCACGUCGAAGAGCAUCAUCAUACUGAACAUCACGAAACUUCAUCCCGUGAUCGUUUUGAAUCCCAUCAUGCUUCCUCUGAGGAAAAAGUACAUGAGCAGACUCAAGAAGAAACAGAAAACUUGCACAAAGAAUUACUAGUACAAGAAGCUCAUGAACGUCAUCACGAAGAAGCAACAGAGGAGAACCAAACUCAGGAAUGUGCAAAGAAGGAACCUGUAGAUGAUGAAUCAGAUCAUCGUGUACACGAUAGCAACUCAUUUAUUCACAAUGAAGAGUCAACAGAAGUUGCCGAAGAAACGUUUGUUGAGGAUGCUAUUGAGAAUGAACAAGCUUUAGAGGAUGAAAUUCAGCAACCAGUUGACCACCUGAACCAUGAAGAAUAUGCUCUUGAAGAACCAAACGAAACGCAAAUAGAUGACGAACAAGGACAGAAUGAGCAAGAAUCAUCUGCUGCUUUGCCAAUAGACGUCAUUGAAACUCAGCAAGAAGAGAUCCAUCUAGACGAGGAACCCAAAAAUACUCCUAUCCAGGAAGAAGAAGCCACGGUUGAGGCCCUGCAUGAAGAUUACAAACAACCACCGGUUGACAAGCUCCAUCAUGAAUCAGUUCAUGCUCAAAGCGAAGAAAUGGAUCAUCAUCAUGAAGUUAAACCAACUGACGAAGGAGAAACCUCUCAGAACGAACUCAACGUUGAAAAUUUUGAAACUAAGGAACCUGCUGCUCAGUUAUUAGAAACAACUCAAGAAGAAUCCAACGAAGAUUUGCAAGAAGAAGCAAAUGAAAUAGAGAAUUAUCAAUUAGAAAAUGAGUUCGAAAAUCCAUUUACGGAAGAAGAGCCAACACUAACCCACAUAUCUCACUCUGGAGCUGUGGAAAUGCAAGAGGAAGAGACUGAAACUACUGUCCAACCUUUAGAGGUUACAGAAGACAGCAUGCUCCAUGAAGAAAAUGAGUUCCAGGAUGUAGUAGCAAAUGAAAUCGAGGCAAUUUCAGCAGCUGAAGAAGAACAUUCCACAGCCCAUGAUCGCACUGUAUUUGAGGAAGAACAUAAAGAUACUCACGAUCAUGUAUCACAUCAUGAAUCACAUCAUGCACACCAUGAACAUCAUCAGGACGAACAUGGACAACAUCAGGAACCUCACUCCGAAGAGGAACCAGCUGAAACGAAAGAAGAAUUUUCAGAUGUUCACGAAGAGUCAUUCGAUGACAAAGAUUUCACUAUUCACCCACAUGAAACUUCGUUUAAUUCAAUGGAUGAUUUUGAAUCGGGCAAUCACCUAUCGUCUGAAGUUGCUCCAACCCUUGAGGAGAAUGAGAUAGCCCCUCAUGAAGCACCCACCUUAGAAAAUCAUAGCCAUACUAAUGGCAUGAUGCAUGUCGAACAACAAGAGACAACCACGAUUCAUGGUGGUCAACACUUGGAUCUUGAGGAGAAUGAAACCUCCAAAAUGGAGGAGCAACAAGCUCACGAAAGCACAUUCACAUCAGAUCCAACCGUUUCUAGAGAGUUUGAAAACGAGUUUGUGGAUGGCAAACAAGAGACGUUUGAGGAACUUAAGGCGGAUGCAAUGCAAACUGGAGAUGAGGAAGUAGCCAAGAUCAACGAUCACAAAGAGACACCAAUGGACCACCAUCAUCAGCUUCAUACUGGCGAGGCCAAAACAACAGAUGAAACUGCAUCACAAGUUCAUAGGAAGGAAGAUUCUGAAAAAUUGAUGGAUCAUCAUCAUGACCACAUGACCUCUGUUGUACAUCAUGACGAAGCGACUACCGCCCAACAUUAUAAAGACGCUCAUCACCAAACCUCAGACAGUCGAGCCUUGGACAAUACACACAAAGAAGAUGACUUUUCUGAAGAGUUUGCCGAAUUUGAGGAAUCAGCUACUACCCAAGAAGCAGAGAAUGUUGAAAUUCACCAUGAUGACCAUCACGUGGAGCACAACAGAGAAGAGCAAAAGCAUGUACGAUUUGAAGAAGAACAUUCAGUAGUUCAUGUUCAUAAUUCACAUGACAGCUUAGAGGAACACCAUACCACCUAUCAUCCUUAUGAGGAACUCACUCAUGAGCAAAGCAAGAGUAUUUCGGAGCCUUUAACCGAGGAGUCACUACCAUUCACUGUUGUCAAGGAAAGUAAUCAUUCUCAAACUGUGCACAAUCUCCAACAACAGAAAGAAGAAAACGAAAAUAUUCAAGCCAUGGAAGAAACGUUCGAGGAGGAAUUUGAAGACUUCGAGAUUCAAAAACCUGUCUCUGAAAAAGAUGCCCCUACAGUUGACAAUCACACAGUCUCCCAAAAUGAUAGCCAUGCUUCUAAGGAAUCGCACUCAGAGAAAGCAGUUGAAGUUUCCAGUCAUCAUUCCCCAACCGUUCAACAUGAAGAACCUUCAACUUCUCAUACGGUUGCUACGGAGGCAUCCUUGGAACCUGUUGUGGAGGAACAAAAACCAGAGCCCGUCAAGGAAAGAACACUUGAAGAUGUGUAUAUUGAAAAUUGUCAGAAGAGAGAUCUCAGACCCAACACAAGGCUAAGAAAACAAUUUGCAGACGGAUCUAUUGUAGUUGACGGAGAAGUGAAUUUAUUCGACAAUUAUCUUGGCGACAAAGGUCUUGAACCAUUUUUGGAAACUCUGUUGCAAUUACCCUUCUCAAAAUUAAGUCUUCCCAAGCAAGGACUAAGAAAUCCGGCUGUGCAAUCAUUGGUUGAAAUUUUGAAGCAACAUCCUACUAUUGUAGAAAUUGAUUUAAGUGAUAACCUCAUUUCCAUUGCUGGUGCGUUGGCCCUGAUUGACUUUGCAAAAUCUAACCCUUCCAUACAGAAAAUCAAUGUUGAAGGAACCUACGUUGAUGACAUUUUCAAGCAAAAGAUGGAGAAAUAUCUUGUUCAACACAGGCCAAUUGUAAAUUAA